Acanthaster planci (crown-of-thorns starfish) is the source of this 1948-nucleotide messenger RNA. RefSeq lists its product as uncharacterized. NCBI's taxonomy places the organism in Eukaryota, Metazoa, Echinodermata, Asteroidea, Valvatida, Acanthasteridae. The record is from RefSeq and is a predicted model, not a curated record.
AAAACGAGUUUUUCAUUCACGGUGAUUUUCUCUUUCGAGUACACCUGAUCAUUUGAUUCCAUUUUCAGUCAGCGACUUCACUUCAAAGAUUUGAGAAUGACUACCAUGUGGAAGCUGGUUGCUCUUGCAGCCGCGUUGGUGACGGUUUCAUCUUCGGUCAUAAUGGAGUCCGAUCUUGAAGUCUGUCAUCUAAGGAGGAACAGCUGCUGCAACUGUACAGUGAGGACUUGGCUGACAUGACCCCAGAAGAAAUCGCCAAGUUUCUCCUUGUCGACUUUAAUUCCGUUAGUGCUUCAGAAGUCACGGGUGAAGGGCUUUCUGGUAGAUGCACCACAUCUAGACAAGAUCUCUCAGCUGAGUGCUGUGCCACACUGUCUUUCAGUUUCGGCAAACGCUAUAGCUUCUCAGUGUGUGCUUCCGUCAAGGUUCUUACAAAAGCAUUUGGCCUUCACAUCAAACUAACCGUCCUGGGUAGAACAAUUUACAGCAAAGACAUAUCAGCCCGUCGUUCACCAGCAAUUUGCGUAAACGUCCCUAAAAUAAAACUGGCUCAAGUCUGCCUGGGCAUCCGUAAUAUCCGAUGGACAAACGGCUUCCAUGCAUGCGUUGCAUUUCAAAUUCAUGCCUUUUUCAAGACUUUGUUGGAUAAACAAAUUGGAUGCAUUAACAUCUAAAAAUGGUUGGCCUAACUCACAUCCAAACACUUUGAUCGUAAUUGUGCUAUCAAAAUAAUAUAAGACUAGUCAGCAUGUUUUGCUUUUCAAGGCUUGUAGAGUAUAACUGACACAAAGCGUGUAUGCUGUGUGAUUGAAGUAUUUUCCAAAAAGUUGCACAAAGCUAAAUCUUUCAGAAGAAAACUGGCGAUAUAGGCUGGCGUUUAGAUGAAUGUUAUCAUUGUUAAUUUUUAAAACAAAUGAUUCUCAGCACAGUAAAUAACAUCUGGAGCAACCUUGCACAUUAAUGACAAUUUAAUUUUCAGCAAGGCUUUCCCAUUGAGGGUUACAAAAAAACCUUUUAUAGUUUAUUUAGUUACGCUGCUUUGCAGCGACUACGAAGUCAACUUGUAUAAAAAAAAAACUACGUACAGAUUAACCACCCACUGACAAAUUCACAUCAGCGGCUGUUAAACAACAAAACCUUCAGCUAAAUAAACCUUUCUUUGUCAAAACAAUAUCUUCCUGUAUGUAUGAAUGGUCAAAGUCAUAAAUGUCUCACCACUUUUUCUUUAUCAAGAAUGAAAAGUGAACCUGAGCUGCAGCCGCAUUUCAAAGGAGAAAAUGCACAGAUUUCUAAUGGUGGAACUGGGGGUACAGGCAUCUGCCCCCCGGUAGCUGUGCCACCGAUUAAAGUCAGAGGAUUAGACAUUGUGAAUUGAUGUUUAACAGCAUUGAUUAUUUAGUGUAACAAAUCCGACCUUAUUUCGUUGACGUAUUACCACGAUUACUAUUUAUUUUGAAGAAGACGGCGAGUAAUAGUUUUUUCAAGCAAUUGGUAGGCAUAUAUAUCAAAACUGGCAAAAAAGUCUCCGAGUUUAUCAUAUUGUAACAGUAGUUAAAAUUUAAAUUUCUUUGCACUUCUUUAAUUUUAAUUCCUUUGCACUUUAUCCCUAACUUCAUUGCUAGCAUUGCUACAAAAAGUAAACGUAAUUGGCAUUUUAGACUCUAUUCGUGUAUUUUCAUCAUAUCGUCAGUCAAAUAAUGUUAAAAGAAAAAAAAGGGCUUCUGAUUUGUUGUGGGAAAUGAGCAAUUUAGAUUGAAGCUAGUACAAACAAAACAAGGUAUAACUUUAAGGUAUACCUCAUUGGCUGUUUUAGUAUACAAAUACUGUUGAGGUAAUAUCAUCAACAGCAAGAGUACAAGAAAUUGUCAGGUGCAAUUGAAGAGACACAUUAGAUCCUUUUGGGAGUAGAUAAAGAAUACAAAUAAUGAAAUAAAUACAAGCUAUGAAA